AUGCCCCCACCACAAGAGCAAGAGGGCGUUCAUUACCUCACCAAAUUGAAAAGUAACCAACCUGACCGAUUUCAAUAUCGGGCAGCGCCCCAAAGUUAUGAUGGAGAAUCUCUUGAGGAAAGUUCCACUGCCAAAAGAUUGGAACAAUUUUUUAGCACUAAGGAAAACAAGGCUGGCCUCACCCGCUUCCUCUCUCAAGAAAUGUUCCAUCAUAACUUUGGGGCGUUUGAAGUUGUUGUAUCUGGAGAUCUUGCACAUGAAGAAGAUGUGAGAUCAACCAACCUCGAAACUGACGUCUGUACUCUAUCUGCGACCAUGAAGUGGCCGACAAACUCGUUGUACUCGUUGUCCACUCCAAUGCCGACAACAUCGUUGUCAUGGCAGGACUUGCCAGAGAACCAAGACAUUGGUGAGAAAGAGAGAUGGUUUGAAAAGGAUAUCAGUAAGAUGAAAGGCACUGUGUUGAUGCCAGUUCCAAGCAGCUACAAUGAACUUACUACAUCAUCAUCAGUUCGAGAUCAUGUUGAUAUUUUAUUGGAGAGUAGGUUUGAAGAAAACAUUGUUUCCCUUCACUUUGUAAUAUUCUGGAAGGGAAGUUCCUCCAAGGAAAUGAUCUGUGUAAGCGCAACAGUCAAAGAUAAAGACAAUGGAACAGCUGGGACUGACUCACAAAUUAUCAACGGAGACAUGAAAAAUAUCUCUGGGACGGUAAAAAUGAACAAUCCUAGGCUUUGGUGGCCUUACCUUAUGAACUCCACUCCAGGAUAUUUGUAUACAAUAGAGUUGACAGUGGAAUCAUUAAAUAACACAGAAAUUAAAGAUGUUUAUAGACAACCUUUUGGAUUCAGGAAGUUAGUCUGGGACCACAGAUCGAUUUACAUUAAUGAUAAGCCAAUAUAUAUUAGAGGAAUUAAUAAACACGAAGACUCCGACAUUCGAGGACGAGGUGUAGACCUGCCUACAUCAUUAAGGGAUCACAACCUUAUGAAAUGGCUGGGAGUAAACACAUACAGAACUUCUCACUGUCCUCACUCGGAGGAAGCUAUGGACUUGGCUGAACAAAUGGGAUUUAUGGUGAUUAAUGAGGUUCCAAGUAUAAACACUCAUAACUUCACACAAGAAUUACUUAUCAAACACAGGAUAGCUCUUGCGGAAUUGAUUAAUCGGGAUAAGAACAGGGCUAGUGUCAUAAUGUGGUCUGUAGCAAGUGAGCCAGAAACAAACUCAACUGAAUCUGGAGUUUACUUUGGAGCAGUGGUUGCUUUCACAAGAGAGAAAGAUAAAACAAGACCGAUCACGGCCAUUACCAACCGUUGGCCGACUGUUGACAAUGCGACCCAAUGGCUGGACAUAAUCUGUUUCAACCGGUUCAACGGUUAUUACAAAGAACCGGGUCAAUUAGAGAUGAUCCAGGGAGCUGUGCUAAAUGAAAGCAUCAUAUGGUAUGACUGGCACAAAAAGCCGGUGAUCAUGUCAGAAUAUGGCACUGAGACGUACGAAGGGCUUCACAGUCUGCCAGAGCAUCUGUGGACGGAAGAGUUCCAAAGCAAACUUCUCUCUGAACAUUUCAAGGCAUUCGAUAAACUGAGGGAAAAAGGAUGGUUCAUUGGAGAAAUGAUCUAUAGCUUUACAGAUACAAAAUCGGACGAAUCAAUCAAACGAGUGGGAAGUCAGCAAAGAAAAGGAAUCUUUACUCGACAAAGACAACCAAAGUCAUCUGCAUAUUUUGUUCGAAAACGAAACUUCAAGCUAGCAGCUGAAAUGAAUGAGUCAUCUAUUUCCAAAGAGUUGGAGCUUUACUAUUGA
This is a messenger RNA of Macrosteles quadrilineatus (aster leafhopper), 1806 nucleotides long. RefSeq names its product beta-glucuronidase-like. The record is from RefSeq and is a predicted model, not a curated record. Gene Ontology annotation, biological process: glucuronoside catabolic process; carbohydrate metabolic process. Lineage: Eukaryota; Metazoa; Arthropoda; Insecta; Hemiptera; Cicadellidae. Gene Ontology annotation, molecular function: carbohydrate binding; beta-glucuronidase activity. The transcript is spliced from 4 exons. The coding region runs from base 1 to 1806 and encodes 601 amino acids.